AACACACAGUCCCACUGGCAUCCAGCCGUCUGCAUGCUGCUUCAUUUCUCCACACACCAGCUCUGGGUGAAAACCUAGAAGGGGUGUUGGAGAAAUUGAAAGGCGUCCAGAGAGGGUCGGCCCCCAACCCCCAAAAAAACCCCAGAGAACUCACAGAAUGGGAAAAUCCGAGAGCCAAAUGGAUAUAAUGGAAAAAACAACCAAGCCGAGGAAGCAUCACUGGACCGUAGUGGAGAUCGGCCUGUCCGUUAUAUUACUGCUGAUGAGCUGCGCUUUGGCGGGACUGGUCGUGCUUUACGCUUCAGCGCUCAAAGAUUAUUCAUAUAGAAAUGGUGCAACAAAAGGCCUGGAGUAUCGCAGGAACCCAGACACCACCGUGUGCACAACCCCAGACUGUGUCACUGCAGCGGCAAGGUUACUGCACAACAUGGACCAGAGCGUGGACCCGUGCCAGAACUUUUACCAGUACGCGUGUGGAGGCUGGCUGGAGAGGCACGUGAUCCCCGAGACCAGCUCGCUCCACAGCGUCUUCAACAUCUUGAGGGACGAGCUGGAAAUUGUGCUCAAGGGGGUUCUGGAGACACAAAGCGAACGUGACCGGGAAGCUUUCAAGAAAGCCAAAGUGCUCUACAGAUCGUGUAUGAAUGAGAGUGUGAUCGAGCAGCGCGACUCGCAGCCCCUCCUCAAGCUCAUUGACAGUAUUGGUGACUGGCCUGUAGCCUCUGAGGACUGGAACAGCACAGCAGAGGAGUCCUGGAGUCUGGAGCACAUGCUGGCGUCCCUAAACUCUCAUUACAACAAGAAGAUUUUGCUGGAAAUGUUUGUUUGGCCCGAUGAUCGAGACUCAAGCCGCCACAUCAUUCACAUUGACCAGCCAUCUCUAGGAAUGCCCUCAAGAGAUUAUUACCUCAAUGAUGGCAACUACAAAAAGGUGCGUGAGGCCUACCUGCAGUUCAUGGUUUCCAUGGCGAAAAUAGUACGGGAGGACAGGAACCUCACCCAGGAUGACGAGCGCGUGUGGGAGGACAUGAUGCAAGUGAUGGAGCUGGAGAGAGACAUCGCUAAUGCCACGUCUCCGGCCGAGGAACGCAACGACAUCACUGUGCUCUACAACAAAAUGACUCUGCGGGACGUGCAGGAGAGCUUUAACCUCGGCGGUUUUAACUGGACCCGUUACAUCCAGGGCAUCGUGGCAAGCGUUUCCAUCACAGUGCAGCCUGACGAGCCCGUCGUGGUCUACUGCUCACCCUACCUCGAAAAGCUCGACACCGUGCUUUCUAGAUACAACCGCAGGACUGUGCAGAAUUAUCUGGUCUGGAUGCUGAUCAUGGAGCGAGUCAGCAGCCUGAGUCGACGCAUGAAAGACGUCCGAGCUCACUACAGAAAGGCUUUACAUGGGACCACGGUGGAAGAGGCACGCUGGCGUGAUUGUGUGCGCUACGUCCAGAACAACAUGGAGAACGCAGUAGGGGCUCUGUACGUACGCGAGACCUUUGCUGGAGACAGCAAGCGCAUGGUUGGUGAAUUGAUCAAAAAGAUUCAGGAUUCUUAUGUGGAAACAUUGGAAGAGCUGAACUGGAUGGACGAUCAGUCGAAAGAGAAAGCAAGAGAGAAGGCGAUGUCUAUCUCAGAGCAAAUUGGCUAUCCGGACUAUAUCCUGCAAGAGGACAACGAGAAGCUGGAUCAGGAAUACGUCCACCUGAAGUUCAGUGAAGAGAGCUACUUUGAGAAUGUUCUGGAAAACCUUCAAGCAACUGCUCAGAAAGCUCACAAGAAGCUACGGGAACCUGUGGAUACAGAGCUGUGGAUCAUUGGUGCAGCUGUGGUCAAUGCUUUUUACUCUCACAACAGAAAUCAGAUCGUGUUUCCUGCUGGAAUUUUACAGCCUCCUUUCUUCAGUGAGAAACAGCUCCAGGCCUUAAACUUCGGAGGAAUUGGAAUGGUUAUAGGACAUGAAAUCACUCACGGCUUCGAUGACCAUGGUCGUAACUUUGACAAAGAUGGAAACAUGUACAACUGGUGGAGCAACUUCUCCACAGAGCAGUUUGAGGAACAGUCCAAAUGCAUGGUGCAGCAGUACGGCAAAUUCAACUGGAAGCUUGCAGGAGGUCAAAAUGUGAGUGGCAUCACCACUUUGGGGGAGAACAUUGCUGAUAAUGGAGGAGUUCGGCAAGCGUAUAAGGCGUACAUGAAGUGGGUGGAGAGGGAAGGUGAGGAGCCUCGUCUUCCUGGUUUGGACAUGGAUCAUAAGCAGCUCUUCUUCCUCAACUUUGCCCAGGUCUGGUGCGGAGCAUGUCGCCCUGAAUAUGCCAUUCAAUCCAUCAAGACCGACCCCCACAGUCCUCUGGAGUACAGGGUAUUGGGCUCCUUGCAGAAUUUUGAAGCCUUUUCCGAGGCGUUCCAGUGCCAGAGAGGUACUCCUAUGAACCCAGAGGAGAAGUGCAGAGUGUGGUAGUCUGAGUGGAAUCUAUAAGCUUCACUAUUUACACCAAGGCAGCAGUUUUAUAUAUAAUAUACUGUAUAAGCUGCCUUAAUGUGUGUCUGUUGCAAGAGAUAAGAAGGAGGUUAUUAUGAAAACUACAGAAACUGUGAGUCAUUAAAAAAGUCAUUAUAUGAGUAAGCAGAGGGCGAGUGCAAUGAAGGCGGGGUGGAAAAGAGACACUUUGAGUGUCGUGUCAUCACUUGUUGAGAUAUUUGUAUAUUUGUCUGUCAUGUGUUACAAUUCUGUAUUGAUUCCAGAUUAAGAGGCAGAUAUGAUAUACACAGCUGCCGCCUUUGAUAGUGGACACAUUUCCUAAUAUUCUGACAGAUUUGUCUAUUUUUAAUGUGUAUUGCUGGCUUUAAAUGUGGUGAGCGCUUUAGAGAGAAAGUAUUAAGCCUUUCACAAGAUCCAACUGUAGGGGAUCUACAACAAAGCUCAAGGCUUUGAAGCCCACGUGUUUCUUUAGGUUAGAAUUAAAACCCAGCACACUGGUUGUCUCUUUCGGCGAACGGCAGACUUAAAAAUGUUAUGGUGGAGACAAAAAACAGGAAAGAAAGAAAAAAGAUAUAUCUAUUGUAGGACAGAAAUAAACGACUUGCAGGUUGAAGUUUAUAGGCAUUAGUGAGCUGUGAAUGUGAGCUCUAGAGCCUCCAUCAGGUCAAACAAUUACCUGAAGACUUUAAGACUGUUAAAUUCAUGACGCUUUAAUUAUCACAUUUUACAUAUAUGUGGGAAAUAAUUUCUAAAAACAGCUUUAUUAUGUUGAACACAUUUAGUUAACACACUAAACAGGUAGGCUCACUAAUCUAAAUCACAAAAGGGUAGUAAAAUUAGUAAAAAUAGCUACAGUAUAGUUGUCCAGAUUUAUGCUUAUAUCACCAGAGAGUACCCCUGGAUUGAAAAGUAUGAUGUUAGAGGGUUAAAUCGUCUUAAAUCUCAGAUUCAUACAGGUUUAUAAAUAUUUAGCACUAAAUUUACAUUUUUAUUAGUAUUUAGUUACAAAACUGAUUCACAUGGACUGAGUGUGCGAUCUUGGCUUGAACAAAUCACCUAAUGUGAAAAUUAUGAGAGGAUGACAUGCUAGCUACAGAACCUGCAUACUAAGCUAACUCGCUAACUAGCGAGCUAAUGUUGCUAAUGUGAAAAAAAAAACUGUGCUUGUUACAGAUUUUUUUUGACAGAUUCUGAUGAGAGAGAGAAAAAAAACUUAGUAUAUGAUGAUGAGUCAAGAUUUGAUACUAAAAUCCCACUCUGCCUGUAUCUCCCUGUGACUAGCUAGUAGCAAGCUGGUUUACUAGCAUAAAUCGACUAGCUAAAUCGCUAACUGAGUUAAUGUUAGUGAUAAAAUUGUGAUCAAAUUGUGGUUGUUCUAGUAUGUUUGAGGUUUGGCUGCUAUUAAAUAAAUCACUGAGGAUAUGGAAAUGCAAAUCAUACCUCAGAUAUUAAAAUCUAACUUGUAUCUACCUGUGACAAAUAAAAGCUAAUGUUCUAUCAUUAACUAGCCUAACUAGUACUAGCUGUCUGUACUAACAGGAAAGCUCAGUGGACAUAAUUAAUUUGUAUUUAUAGAUAUUCAUAGAUAAUGGCAGUCUUUAUUAGUAGUUUUCUGAACAUUAAAUACAUAUUAAAUAAUCUAUUAUCCUACACAGAUUGGUUUAAAUAUUUUAAAAUGAGAACCAUGUUUAAAUCUGCAUUUGUGUAUCUAUCUUGUUAUAAAAUGAGAUUUUACUUCUAUAUACAAUAACGUUCGAGUAUUAAACAGAAAAUUCAAAGGUUUUCAUAUUAGCUAAGGCAGAAUGUUGUGAAACAUACUCUUUACAGGAAGAAAUGCAUAGAAAACCAUUAGUAAACAAUUAUAAAAGUGUUUUGUCAUGCUUUUGCUUAAAUUAGAUAUGACUGCUAAAUUUGAAUGCUAAUCUAAAUUAGAACUGUUGUGUUUACUUAGGAGGAAAAAAAAAUCUGUUAACCACAAGGUUUCCUGGUUAUUCUGUCCAUAUAAUGAGAAUAUUUUUCAUUAAUGACCCACAUGGUAAUAUUUUUAGACGCACAUUUUGAUCUCAAGAGGUUGUGAUUUAUUUCCCGCAUACCAGGUCGACCAUAAAGCUGUUUAUUUGACAUUCAGGUGGUGUCAUUUAUCACAGAAUCCACAGCCGACUGCUUUUGGCAUUGCUAAAUCAGGCACAUUUAGUUUACUGCAUCUCAGCAUGAGGGGUAUCAGAAGGGGAAUAACGAUCAAGGACUUUGAGGAGGACAGGCAGGUGAAGUGAAGCCUCUCGAUCUCUUAAAUUGAUCAGUUGCAGGAGGCGGCGUAGCAGAGCGUAGACGAAGGCCACUCCGCUGAGAUAGCGUCCUCAUUAGAGAAGUGGUCAGGGCCAGAGACUGUUCUCUUCCACCUUGAUUAACCAGUAAUGACAGCAGAACUAAACAAGACGGACGGAAGGGAAGAAAUGACCUGGAGAGCAUCAGCAAAAAGAUCAAACAGUGCAGGAACACGGAUGGCUUCAAGAGAAAACACGCUCUGAAAGCUUAGUCAAUAAGCAAGGAGGGGAAAAAACAAAUCUGGUUGCCAUGGACCAUUAAUUUAUGACUGUUAUCUCUCAUCACAGAGACUCUGAUUAACAGAAUAUUCACAUCUGCCUUUGAAGCUUUAUUGCCAGCCUACAAGUUCUACAGGACCAUAAUGGCUUGUACUGUUUGGAGGAGAUGGCUGGGUUACGAGGGUUCAGACUAAAUAAACAGGAAAGCGUGGUGUUCUUUAAAAAUCUGGGUUAAAAAAGUCACAAAUAUAAUAGUUGAUUUAGCUACACUUCAAAAAAAAUCUUGACUAUAUUCAAAUUUAUCUAAUAUUUCUUAUUAUAAAUAUGAAAAUAAUUGUUCUAAUUAAUAAUAAUAUUACUAAAUAUAAUAGUAAAUAUACUAAGAGUGUUAAACCUAUUUCUGAACAUUUUUCACUUAUUUCAAGCUUGAAAUUUUUUUUUUUUUCAUCUUGUGCAAGAUAAUCAGAAGGAAGCAAAAUUAUCUUGCAAUAAAAAAAAAAAAAAAUCAAGUUUGAAACUAAAUAAGCAAAAAUAUCCAGAAAUAGGUUAAUAAUCCUUUGUAUAGUUAGUCUAUUUACUAGUAUAUUUAGUAAUCAUAUUAUUUAUUAUAACUAUAGCUUUAAAUGAAUUGAAUAAUAAGUUUAAAAAUUUAAAUAUAAUGAUUAGUUACCCUAUUUCUGGACAUUUUUACUCAUUUUUAAAGUAUUUAUCUUUAGAAGGAAGCAAAAUUAUCUGCCAGUAGACCAAAUCAAUUAGUAAAAAUGUCCAGAAAUAUCUGUAAUAUCUGAUAUAUUAUAAUCUUAUAAUACCAGUGAUUAGAUAAAUUUGCAUUUAUUAAAGAUAUUUUCACUUUCUACAUAAAGAUGAAAUAAAAAUGUCAGUUAGGCUGGAUGUCACAGGAAAAUGUACAGACGAGUGACAAAUAAAAAGAAAAACCAACAUAAACCUUCAGAACAGCUUCAGGCUCUGGAUCUGUACAUGAGUGAUGAACACUGUUCUUCCAAACACUGGUGUUUUGAUGAUGAUGGUGGAGAGCGACGUUAACCCUACGCUUAGAUUAGCAAGUGACAAGUUGCUCAUGUCGCUUGUAGUUUGUUCCUUUUGAGGAACCAGAGGCACCGACGAUCUCUGCUUUAUUUUUCUUCAUAAUGUCUCUGUACACAUUUAACGAGAGGUUGUAAAUGACAGGAUAAGAUGAAAUCACGGUCAUAAGUCUUUUUGAGUGUCAAACAGUAAAUGGGAACCAGCUGCAGGUAGGAACUAAAUUUGUGAUUAAGGAACCAGAGGAUUGGUCUGAGGAAUCAUUUGAGUCAGUAGGUUGGAUUUGUUGCUUUACCAUGUCAUACCUAAUUUGUAUAGAAGUGAGAAAAUCAUGAUUCAAAUGUCGCUUGUUGUGCUGUCGCUUUGUUGCUUGCCAUUGUACCUGAAAUCGUGGCUCCAUGUCAUGCACGAACGUAGAAAAUGAACGAUCAGCUGUUGCAUGGUCGCUUGCUAAUGUGAACGUAGGUUAACACAUCACUCCCAGAUCUCUGACAGGUGUUCAGUUCAGCUGUGAUAUAUUGAGUGUGAAGGCCAUAGCAUACAAUUUAUAUCAUUUUCAUUCCCAUCAAACCAUUCAUUGAUCCCUUGUGUCCUGGGGAUGGGGAUGGAGUCAUCAUAGAAGAGACCACACCCACUAGGAUAGAAAUGAUUCAUCAUAGGAUAAAGGUGAUGAUGAUUAUUAUUAUUAUUAUUGUUAUUAUAGUAUUGAUUUACAGUGAUGCUCUCCAUAAGGGGACAAGUGGAGCCAAACCAUGCCAGAAAAAAUAAAUAAUUGAUGUUUUUUUAAUUCGUCACUCGUCUGUAUUUACACUUCUGUAUUGGAAAUGGUUCUAACUGCGGUCAGGGGAACGGAUGGUAUUUUAUAAAGUGUGUAUGUUACAGCCUUAAGUGUUUGUCAUAUGUAGUAUAAUUUUACCCUAUUAGGUGAUCACUCACCGUAAAUAUGUAAAUUUAUCCAUCUCCACGUACAUCAACAUCCCUCCAUAGGUUAGAAGAUGGCGUAAACACUUCAAACACACAAAGAGUCGAGUGUGUACAUUUUCAGAGAGAAUCAUGUAUACGAAAUUCAAGGGAAACAUUCUGUGCCAAGAACUGCUAGUAGCAUUUUAAAUGCCACGGCUUUGGAAAGUAGGUUAAAAAAAUAUGUUUUGUACUUUGUGGACCUUUAAGA
Molecule: messenger RNA, 7231 nt
Organism: Pangasianodon hypophthalmus (striped catfish)
Lineage: Eukaryota; Metazoa; Chordata; Actinopteri; Siluriformes; Pangasiidae
Gene: mmel1
Product: membrane metallo-endopeptidase-like 1
Exons: 23
Coding region: 158-2455 (765 amino acids)
Biological process (GO): protein processing
Cellular component (GO): plasma membrane
Molecular function (GO): metalloendopeptidase activity
Source: RefSeq, a predicted model, not a curated record